Messenger RNA from Arabidopsis lyrata subsp. lyrata, 1602 nucleotides. Its product is annotated as disease resistance protein CHL1. NCBI's taxonomy places the organism in Eukaryota, Viridiplantae, Streptophyta, Magnoliopsida, Brassicales, Brassicaceae. Gene Ontology annotation, molecular function: ADP binding; ATP hydrolysis activity. Gene Ontology annotation, biological process: signal transduction; defense response. Bases 132 to 1412 code for a protein of 426 amino acids. The transcript is spliced from 2 exons. The record is from RefSeq and is a predicted model, not a curated record.
AUCUAGUUUGUAAAGUAAAGUUUUUCUCUUUUUUGUUUUUUUAAGUGGUCUGUUUGUUGUAAAGUUGUUUCACAUGUGUAGCUUUUAGUUGUUUGAGUCCAGCUGCAGCAUUAGUUGUUUUAACCAAACCAAUGUCUUCUUCUCCAUCUUCUUCUGCUUCUUUGUUGCUAAUUGGAACGGAGAUGCUUGGAGACGAGAUUCGGACCAAUUGCUCAACGGACUUACGGACACUCAAGGCUUUGGAAGAGUCGAGAGUCGCGAUUGUUAUGACCUCUGCGACGAAACCUUGUUCCGUUGGGUUCCUAGAAGAGCUCUUAGUAAUACUCGAAUUUCAGCAAAAAGGUUCACUCAUGGUCAUACCCAUUUUUCUUAAAGAUUACUCUUUUAAUGUGGAAGAAAUCUACCGACAAUAUCCGGAGAAGGCACCAAGUUGGAGAAUUGCACUUACCAAAUUGACCAACUUUGCUGCUGAGUAUCCAUUUUCUCAAAAUCUUGCAGGAAUGGAUCAGUCAGAUCGGCUCAACCAAAUUGUUCAUGACAUAUCUCUUGUCGUGUUCUACUCCGCAUCAAACGAUUCGAAUGCCCUUGUUGCAAUGGAUCGUCACAUGAAAGUAGUUUAUGACUUGUUGGCUUUAGAAGUUAACAAAGAGGUUCGUACCAUUGGCAUUUGGGGUAGUGCUGGUGUUGGGAAGACAACACUUGCAAGGUACAUUUAUUCAGAGAUCUUUGUUAACUUUCGGACAAAUGUUUUCCUAGAUAAUGUUGAAAAUAUGAAAGACAAGCUUCUAAAGUUUGAAGGGGAAGAAGAUCCAACGGUAAUAAUAAGCUCAUAUGAUGGGCAUGAAAUUACCGAAGCAAGGCGUAAACACCGGAAAGUUCUCCUUAUCGCUGAUGAUGUGAACAACAUCAAACAAGGGAAGUGGAUCAUUGAAUAUGCUAACUGGUUUGCUCCAGGAAGCAGAGUCAUUCUUAUUAGCCAGAACAAGCAUUUGCUUGUUGACGCCGGAGUGAGCCAUGUGUAUGAAGUCAGAUCUUUAAGAUAUGAUGAAGCUCUUCAGGUCUUCUCUCAUUUUGCUUUCAAGCAGUCUUAUCCACCUUCUGAUUUCGAAAAGCUUGCAGUUCGUGCUGUCCAUCUCGCAGGCUUUCUUCCUUUGGGCCUUAGACUGUUAGGAUCGUUUUUAUCUGGUAAAGGUCGAGAGGAGUGGGUAGCUGCACUGCUCAAACUCAAGGCAAAGCAAGGUGGAAAUAUAAUGGAAGUGUGGAAACUUAUGGAGCCAUCAGACGAUAAAGGCCAAGAGGAGUGGGAAACUGCAGCAGACAUAGUGGAAGGGAAGGAAUUAUCACAAGACAAAGGUCAAGAGGAGAGGGAAGUUGCUGCGGGCAAAACGGAAGGGAAGGAAUCAUCACAAUAAAAACAAUAAUAGCGGUGUGAAGAGUCACCUGAACAAUUUCCCUUUCACCUUUCUUUGUUUUAUUGACGAAAAUUCGAGUGUGACGCUUGCAAAAAUUAGGGUCCAAAAACCCCUCACUUGUUCUCAUGUUUACUAAAACUCUAAUGCUUAUGUUGUUCCGUUUAAUAAAAGUUGCGAUGACUAUUACAUA